AUUUGUGUAAAAUUGUGUCUGUUUCUGUGUGUCUGUGACUAUGCUGUGUGUGACUGUGUGAUAAUGUUGGUGUGUGACUUUACUGACACAUGCAACUGUGAUGUGGGUUGUGUGUGGCAAUGGUGGUGUGUGUCUCUGUGAUGUGUUGUGUGGGAUGUGGUGCUGUGUGUGACUUUGUUGACAUGUGGGCUCCUGCGGUGUGUGAUGGGGUGUGUGUGUGCUGGUGUGUGCAUCGGUGCGAUAUGUGCUGUGUGGGACGUGGCGGUGUUCGUGCCUGGGUUGGUGUGUGGGUCUGUGUGGUUGUGCUUGGCAGGGAGAGAAGGGAGGAGGGCCCUCGCCUGCCCAGCGCCUCUGCACACCGCUUUGCUCACAUGCGCACACACAUUCGGUGCCAUGGCUGCGGGCGGUAGAGAUGGGGGGUGAAGGGGGGGUGGAGGAAGCAAAAUAAAAUUAAAAAUUAAAGCUUGCCUGGAGUCCCCAUCCGCACCGCGCCGGCCGGGAGGGGCGGGGGGUUGUGGCUGCUCCCCCUCCACAGCCACUGGGGCUGGGGCCGUUUGUCCAUCUGUCUGGCCGUCCUACCAGGCCCUGUUCGGCCCUGCAGCCCCAGGCCCCGCAGGCCCUGCUCCCUCCAUCGGUCGAUCAGCGAUCAAUGGGGCCAGGGGGGCGCCAGGGGCAGGGUGAGAUCAAAGGGACCCCAAGAGACGGACACCGGGACAGAAACAGAGACAGAGACAUGGAGAUGGAGACAGAGACACAGAGACAGGAAGAUGGGGUAUGGAGACAGAUGAGACAGAGAUGGGGGACAUGGGGACAGGACAGGGACUUGAGGAGGAGGAGAUAUGGAGACGUGGAGACAGAGAUGGGGUGUGGAGACUCUAGAUAUCAAAACAGAGCCAUGCGGAGACCCAGAGAUGUGGGGACCCAGAGACGUGAGGACACAGAAGUGGAGACGACGUGGGAACCGAGAGACAGGGAGGCAUGGAGACCCAGUGACGGGAGGGACAGACGGACGGGGACAGGGCGGCAGAGGUGAUGGACAUGGGCAAGAGGUCCAGGUCCCUGUGGGGCCUGACACAGGACCAAGGCUGGGCACAGAGACGGGGAGAAGUGGCCACAGAGACCGCGAGAUGGCAGAGAUGCGUGGCCGGCUCCGCCAUGGACUGUAGCUGCGUCUCCGACCUUCUCUUCGCCCCGCCCGCCCUGCCGGCUCUCUGGACCCCCGGGUUUGCCUUCCCGGAUUGGGCCUACAAGCCAGAGUCAUCCCCUGGCUCGAGGCAGAUCCAGCUGUGGCACUUUAUCCUGGAGCUGCUGCAGAAGGAGGAGUACCAGGGCGUCAUCGCCUGGCAGGGGGACUACGGGGAAUUUGUCAUCAAAGACCCUGACGAGGUGGCCCGGCUGUGGGGCAUUCGCAAAUGCAAGCCCCACAUGAAUUACGACAAGCUGAGCCGGGCCCUGCGUUACUACUACAACAAGCGGAUUCUCCACAAGACCAAAGGGAAGAGGUUCACCUACAAGUUCAACUUCAGCAAAGUUGUGCUUGUCAAUUACCCGCUGCUGGACAUGGCGGCAGCUGCCACCGGCUCCCCACUCUUGCUGACCCCCAGUCCCUUCGGGGGGGCACCAGGGCCAGAUGCUCCUCCCCUCACCCCUGAGACCCUGCAAACCCUGUUCUCUGCCCCACGCCUGGGAGAGCCAGGGACCCGGACACCCCUGUUCACCUCCGAGACAGAUAAACUGCGUCUGGACAGCCCUUUCCCGUUCCUGGGCUCUGGUGCCACCAGCUAUUCCAAGCCCCCUGGCCUGCUGGGUCCUUAUGGCCGCGCCUUCCCUGAGUACCCCUGGAACUUUAACCCGUACCUCACGGGCCCCUUCCCCAAGCUGCCUCCCUCUCUCUACCCCCCGCACUUCUACCCCAACCCUCUGGCCAGUUCCCUGAGCCACCUGCCCUCAGCAGGGGCAGGGGGAGGCCCCACAGCUGUGCCCCUGCUGGCCUCGACAGGGGAGGGCCUGGGCCCCGAGCGCCCCUCGGGCCUGCCAGCGGCCCCUCGCCUGGCACUGCCAGGGGCUGGGGGUCCAGAGGCUGCCCUUGGUGGGAAGGAGGACAGCGACUCGGAGCUGGAGAUUACCGACGUCAGCGGCUGCAGCUCUGACAGCGAGGGCGAUGAGGGUCUCCUGGUGCCCCCCAAGGCAAAGGCAGGCAAAGGGGGGACUGGCAGCUGAGCAGGCAGGGGGCAAUGGAUUCCGCUGAGGCAGGGACCAGGGCAGCCGCCCGUCUGCCCUUGAUGCCUGGCCCAAGGCCCAGGACCAGCCCUCAGCACCUCCCGGGUCUGGGCAUGUUGCUGCCCCAGUCUCCUUCCCCAGCCCCAGAGUUGGGGUCUCACUUCCCCCUCCACAGAGGACAGAGGGAACGUGAUGGCCUCCAGCCUCCUCCCCAGGCUCCAGUUUGAGGGGGGUCCCCGCCUGGCCCCACUCCCAAAGUGCAAUAUG
Molecule: messenger RNA, 2487 nt
Organism: Cercocebus atys (sooty mangabey)
Lineage: Eukaryota; Metazoa; Chordata; Mammalia; Primates; Cercopithecidae
Gene: ERFL
Product: ETS domain-containing transcription factor ERF
Exons: 6
Coding region: 1033-2220 (395 amino acids)
Biological process (GO): regulation of transcription by RNA polymerase II; cell differentiation
Cellular component (GO): nucleus
Molecular function (GO): sequence-specific DNA binding; DNA-binding transcription factor activity, RNA polymerase II-specific
Source: RefSeq, a predicted model, not a curated record